This is a messenger RNA of Taeniopygia guttata (zebra finch), 3678 nucleotides long. RefSeq names its product tryptophan hydroxylase 1 (gene TPH1). Gene Ontology annotation, cellular component: neuron projection. Lineage: Eukaryota; Metazoa; Chordata; Aves; Passeriformes; Estrildidae. Gene Ontology annotation, biological process: aromatic amino acid metabolic process; serotonin biosynthetic process. Gene Ontology annotation, molecular function: tryptophan 5-monooxygenase activity; iron ion binding. The record is from RefSeq and is a predicted model, not a curated record.
GCGGCCCUCGCCCCUGCAUAAAGCUGGCGGGGCCGGGCGCUGCCCCGAGCUGCCCGGCCAUGCACCCCGCACCGCGCCGCGGAGCGUCCCUGGAGGCGGCGCCGAGCCCGCGGGACCCCGGCUGGCAGUUAAAUAAGUCAGCUUACAUGAUGAUUGAAGAUAACAAAGAGAAUGAAGACCAUGCAUCUGAAAGAGGAAGAACAGCCAUCAUUUUUUCCUUGAAGAAUGAAGUUGGAGGACUUGUAAAAGCAUUAAAACUCUUUCAGGAGAAGCAUGUAAAUCUGGUACACAUUGAGUCACGGAAGUCCAAGAGACGAAAUUCUGAGUUUGAGAUCUUCGUGGACUGUGACAGUAACAGGGAACAACUGAAUGAGAUUUUCCAGCUCCUGAAAUCCCACGUCAACAUCGUUUCUGUGAGCCCAACAGAGCAUUUCAAUGUCCAGGAAGAUGGCAUGGAGAACAUUCCCUGGUUUCCGAAGAAGAUCUCAGAUUUGGAUAAGUGUGCAAACCGGGUGCUGAUGUACGGGUCUGACUUGGAUGCCGACCAUCCUGGUUUCAAGGACAACGUUUAUCGCAAGAGGCGAAAGUAUUUUGCAGACCUGGCUAUGAACUACAAACAUGGUGACCCAAUCCCCAAGAUUGAAUUCACUGAGGAGGAGAUCAAGACUUGGGGGAUUGUGUACCGAGAGCUUAACAAUCUUUACCCAACUUAUGCCUGCAGAGAGUACCUUAAAAACCUGCCCUUGCUCACCAAACACUGUGGGUACAGGGAAGACAAUAUCCCCCAGCUGGAAGAUGUGUCCCGCUUCCUGAAAGAGCGCACAGGCUUCACCAUUCGCCCCGUGGCUGGAUAUCUGUCACCCAGAGACUUCUUGGCAGGAUUAGCAUUCCGAGUUUUUCACUGCACUCAAUAUGUCCGGCACAGCUCGGACCCUCUCUAUACACCAGAGCCUGAUACCUGCCAUGAGCUCCUAGGCCACGUCCCUCUUUUGGCUGAACCCAGUUUUGCUCAGUUCUCCCAGGAAAUUGGUCUUGCAUCACUUGGGGCAUCAGAUGAGGCUGUCCAAAAACUGGCAACAUGCUACUUCUUCACGGUAGAGUUUGGCUUGUGCAAGCAAGAGGGGCAGCUACGAGUUUAUGGGGCUGGCUUGCUCUCUUCCAUUAGUGAGCUCAAGCACUCACUCUCUGACAGUGCCAAAGUCAAACCUUUUGAUCCAAAGGUCACCUGCAAGCAAGAAUGUAUCAUUACAACUUUCCAGGAGGUUUACUUUGUUUCUGAAAGUUUUGAAGAAGCAAAGGAAAAGAUGAGAGAGUUUGCAAAAACCAUCAAGCGCCCUUUUGGGGUGAAGUACAAUCCCUACACUCAGAGUGUGCAGGUCCUGAAAGACACGAAGAGCAUCGCCAGCGUGGUGAACGAGCUGCGCCAUGAGCUGGACAUUGUCAGCGAUGCCCUCAGCAAGAUGGGCAAGCAGCUGGAAGUUUAACACCCUGCCAGCACUGGGCUGCAAGCCAGUUCUUCCCUUUCCCCACUGAUUUAUUUUUCCAGGCAUAUGAUGUGUUGCAUGCAGAACUCACUCCUUUACACAUGGAAGAGUGAACGGCCCAUAAGAAUACAACAAUUUUAUCUGGUUGCUCUCUGUAAAUUUCCUCACAUAAAUGCAUUCCUCCAUCCCCCUUAGGUAAAAAAGGUCCAGAGUUGCCUUUUAGAAGCUUGUAGGGGGAUGGAGAAACUGUUAGACGGGAGAAAAAGUGGUCUGUGGAUCAGGGCUGGGAACAGGUGCUGCAGGAGGUGGCUUAUGAGGCGAAAAAGGAGUAAUUCACCCUAGGGAGAAUUCAAUUUUUGACUCCAGCAGUCUAUGCUACUGAUUGUAGAGUGCUGAAGACUUGACAGCAUAGAAGCUGUGGUAAUUCAUUGUUUCAAAGUCUGUGCUACUUAGUUUGAGACUUGAAUGAUUAUAAUGCAGGCAUCAGGACACAAAUAGCUGGAGGUUCAACAUGAUAAAAGGAAGGGGUCAAAUCUUGCUUUCAAAGGGAUUACUCUUGCCACAAAGAGUUGCAAAUGUGAUGUUUGGCAUGCUUUUUGUAUAAGGCAGAGAUACAGCUGUUGCAUGAAAUCCUAAUUAUGUUUAUUUUAAGCUAUUUGCUAUUGGCUAAGAGCCAGGGUUUUUGUUGCUGUCCUUGCUAUUGCACCUGAGGGAAGACCUUUCCUUACAGAGAUAGCAUUUGCCUUUUUCCUGAUUGAAUUAAUUUAGCAAAAAAUACAGCAAGCCAUCAAGCAUUGACUUAGCAUGAAGCCCAAAACCAUUUCCAAACUGCAACUUUGUAUUCAAAAUAGCUUAAUUAGCUCUAAAAUAACAUCAAAGUUUAAAAUAACACCCAAAGCUCAUAGACCAGUGUGCUUUAUGCAAAAAUAAACAUCCUGUUGAUUGCUCAGUCACUUUUUCGACCUGUACAAGCUGCACAAAUAUACAUUUAGUUUCUUCUUUACCUGACCUGAACACCUUCAUUCCCUGUUUAUCAAACUAUAAUUUAAACACCCAAGCAUUUCAUAGGAAUUCUGUGGCUACAAAAGCAACAAACUACCUUGUAGUGUAAAGUGUACCUGAUCCCAAAAAGCACUUUAGAAACGUAGGCAAGCAGUGUCCUGCUGAAUUGCCUGCAUUGCACAGUAGCAAACUUGCCUGUGUCGAGAGUUCCCCAGUUCCAAGCACCCUGCAGGGAGUGCAAAGCUUCUGUUUCACCUGUUCUGGCAUGGACACGUGUGCAGGAUGUGAGACAUUUGAGUGGGGGAUCUGUGAUAUGCAGGGUGUAUUUAAUAGGGGGGAUCUGUGAUGUGCAGGGUGCAUUUAACAGCACCCUAGAGUCUGUUUUUUUUUUAUAUGUAGAUCUUAUCAGGAAAUCCAGAAAGUGUGCUGGAAGAAUGAUCUGAAAUCUUAAAUACACUGGAGAUGCUAGUCCAGGAUUUUGAGAACUUGAAAGGACUUUCAUGAAACCUCUUCUUGAAAAUUAGUUUGAGUUUAAUAUGCUUUCCAGUAGGACACCUCUGCUCCACAAGCAAUUGCCAGGCCAACCUUUCCAAGAAUACUCACAGUUUAAAUCAAGACUAGGUUGUCUUUUCUGUGUCUAUUAACCCACUAUAACUUUGUUUUAAAGAGCAUUUAAGAUGUAGAAUAAUGGUCUACAAUAUUUAUGGCUUACAUUGCACUUAAUUUAAAAAUAGAUUUUAGGAACUUUGUCUUUCUAAAGAAGAAAUGUUCUUCUAAGUGAGUAGUAAGGGAGGAUUUGUUUUGUCUGCUUCUGUGAUAACAGUUAAUAUUCAGCUACAGUUUUAACAACAUUGGAUUUUUGAUGUUGUUGAAAUAUACGUAGGUCUGUGUUACUUCAAGACUUGUCUGAACUAUGUAUAUGUUUCAGGUAGGAGUUCUUAAACUUUUUAAAGUAGCACCUACUUUCAAGUACUUUGUAAAACCAGCAGUUGUAUCUUUAUUUGCAUUUGUGUAGCAAAACAAAAAGUAAACUGCCAGAAGUAAUACCGAAGCGACGCAUUUCCGCGGCAACUAACAACGUGCGUGCUUGGCUUCGCCCACCCAAACCUUCUGUAAAACGAUGAUAAUUUAAGUACUUUAAACCAUUGUGGAGGCUUAAAUGUCAACGAAAUAAAGGAGUUGCUGAUAAUUA